CACGCCUUUGUCUGCCUCUUCGGCCCCUAUUCCCUGCCUGUUCCUCCUUCUCGCCAUGUUUUGCUGAUAUAUGUCCCUGUCCUCUCUCCUCACCACCUUCUCCUCCCCACCACCUCGCCCGCAAUGGAUCCCAGUAACAUCUACAACACCCCCGCCAACCAGACCCUCAUGGUCCUCGUCGCGGACGGCUCCUACACCCCCGUCGCUGUAGCCGAUCUUGAUUCCUGGCGCAGGUACUACAUCACCGCCUGCACCGUCUUCGGCGUCCACAUCGGCGCCUGCUCCGCCGUCGCCAUCGUGCUCGCCAUCCUCACAAAGCCGUCUCGUCGCCAGACCCCCGUCUUCAUCUUCAACGAGAUCUGCCUCUUCCUCGUCUCUCUGCGCGCCGGUCUCUGGAUCUCCUACGCGCUUGGCCCGCUCUCUGAUUUUGCCUACACCUUUGCCGCAUAUGAAGGCGUCGUCUCGCACCGCGACCUCGUGGUCUCCGCCGUGACGGCCGCGAUGCAGGUUCUCAUCACGCUCGGCAUCGAGCUCUCGCUCAUCUUCCAGGUGCGCGUCAUUUUCGACACGAACCGCGUGCUGCAGCAGCGCGUCACGAUGGUCUGCGCCUUGCUCCUCGUCACCACCGUCGCGUUCUGGAUCCUGGCUGUCGUGCGCAACAUCCAGGCGAUCUUCGCCGCCGGCCCGUACUACCAGUCCGAGUGGACGUGGAUCGUUGCCAAGGUCCUCUACGCUUUCUCAAUCACCUUCUACUCUGCGAUAUUCUCCUACAAGCUCUACCGCGCCAUUCGCCAGCGCCGCAUCCUCGGCAUCAAAGAGUUUAGUCCUCUGCAGGUCAUCCUGAUCAUGACCACGCAGAUCAUGAUCAUCCCGCUCGUGCUGACAAUCAUCCAAAUGGCCACCGAUCUCGGCCCGCCCAUGUCCUCUCUCGGCACGCUCUUCGUCGUGCUCUCGCUCCCGCUCUCGACCCUCUGGGCCUCGGCGACAAACGACACGAUCGUCGCCAGCCGGCGAACGCACGGCUCCGGCGUCACCUCGAUGCACGGCUCGAACGGGCACGGCGGCGGACGCCAUGUGGGCGUGAACGAGUCCAGCGGCGGGAACUCGGACUACUCCGGCGCGACGUUCAUGUACGAUCCCACGACGACGACGACGAGCUCGGCGGACGAGUUUGGCGGCGAUCUCGAGAAGGACGAGGAUUGGAAGGGCAGCCGUAGGGGGAACGUGACGGUCACGCGUACAAUAAUCGCAUAGAACUGCCGAUGA
Myxozyma melibiosi is the source of this 1266-nucleotide messenger RNA. Its product is annotated as fungal pheromone mating factor STE2 GPCR-domain-containing protein. Lineage: Eukaryota; Fungi; Ascomycota; Lipomycetes; Lipomycetales; Lipomycetaceae. Gene Ontology annotation, biological process: G protein-coupled receptor signaling pathway. Bases 124 to 1254 code for a protein of 376 amino acids. The record is from RefSeq and is a predicted model, not a curated record. The transcript has a single exon. Gene Ontology annotation, molecular function: pheromone binding; mating-type factor pheromone receptor activity. Gene Ontology annotation, cellular component: G protein-coupled receptor homodimeric complex; membrane.